Molecule: messenger RNA, 2244 nt
Organism: Plenodomus lingam JN3
Lineage: Eukaryota; Fungi; Ascomycota; Dothideomycetes; Pleosporales; Leptosphaeriaceae
Biological process (GO): amino acid transmembrane transport
Cellular component (GO): vacuolar membrane
Molecular function (GO): L-tyrosine transmembrane transporter activity
Source: RefSeq, a predicted model, not a curated record
AUGUCCAACUCCAAGGCCGUCUCCUCAUCGUCGCGCGAUUCCGGCCGCACCUCGCCAGCAGAAGCUCAGCCAGUGCCUCGCGCAAACUCCAUUGCCCGCCUGGGCUCGCCCGUACCCUCGUUCGCAACGGGCUCUGUCCCCGUGCGACAAAUACCCACGCCAGCCCAGCUCGAAGACUCGCCCGCAGCCCAGACACCGCUCCCCGGCCGUCCCGACCAGCAGUCGUCUCUUCCUGGACCCUCCGAGUCUGCUCUCUCCUCUGCCCUCAAAGAGUCCUUCGGCAACAGCCCACCGCGUUUUGGCACUCCGCCCCUACAACCGCUCUCCCCAGCCCAGCAAGCCCCUUCGGCUCGUGGGCCGCCGAGCAAUUACGGAUCUUUCGAUGGCCGAGGCCGUUCGCCUGUGCCGUACGAGGACCCUGAGAUUGUCCGCCGUCACCUCGUCGGCCAGUAUGCAUCGCCCAGCCGAUCGAACCGCGGCCGUAUCGGCGACGAGGAUGCACAGUCUCAGAGCGCAAAGGGCGCAGAAGAGGACGAGGAAGAGUUCUCGAGCCUGCAGCUCCAAGGCGGUGACAUUACGAGACAGAUAUACCGAUGGAGUGAGCAGCAGCAGGCUGAGGAGCAGGGCCGCAUGCAGCGCAGCAAGAGUUUUCACGGUCCACGGAAACGUCCCGAGGACGAAGUGCUGGACAUCGACUCCAUCAGGCAGCCGGGAGGCUUCAGGCGGAAUUACCUACGCAGAGCGGCUGGUAGUCCCUCGCCUGCACCUGGGCCGUCCGGCUAUGGCACCGUUGGCCAGCCUCGUCCUCCGCCCCAGGUCUUCACAAGCAACUUUCUCGAGUUCCUGACCCUGUACGGUCACUUUGCUGGUGAAUCACUGGAGGAGGAUGACGAAGUCCUGGGACCCGAUGAGUACUUUUCCUCGGAUGCCCUAGACUCCGGAGUUCACUCGGAAGACGAGGAUCGCGAGUAUGGCGAGUCGAGUGCUUUGCUCACGCCAGGCAAGCGUAGGAAGCGCAAGCCAAAGAAGACUGGUACGGGUAGCCCCACGGGCGCUGCCAUGUUGCUUCUCAAGUCCUUUGUUGGCACUGGCGUCCUCUUUCUCCCUCGCGCCUUUCUUAACGGCGGUAUGCUCUUCUCGAACCUUGUCCUCCUGGGCGUCGCGGGCCUAUCCUACACUUGCUUCGUCUUGCUGGUCUCCACUCGACUCGUCGUUGAGCAUUCGUUUGGCGACAUGGGUUUCCAUCUCUAUGGAGACUGGAUGCGCAACCUCAUCAAUUUCUCACUCGUCAUCUCCCAGAUUGGUUUUUCGUCGGCCUAUAUCGUCUUCGUUUCGGAGAAUUUGCAGGCCUUUGUGCUGGCAGUGUCCAACUGCAGAACCUUCAUUGACAUCAAGUAUCUGAUCAUGAUGCAGAUGGUCAUCUUCUUGCCUCUCUCGCUCUAUCGCAACAUCAACAACAUCCAGAAACUCGCACUAGUGGCAGAUCUCUUCAUCCUGAUGGGACUAGUCUAUCUGUACUAUUAUGAUUUGUUCACCAUUGUCAACCAAGGCGGUGUUUCCGACAUUGUCAACUUCAAUGCCAAGGACUGGACCCUGUUCAUUGGUACCGCAAUCUUCACCUUUGAGGGCAUUGGUCUCGUCAUCCCGAUCCAAACGGGCAUGAAGGACCCGAAGAAGUUUCCCAAGGUUCUUGGAGGGGUCAUGAUCAUCAUCACCGUCAUCUUCCUGAGCGCUGGAGCGUUGUCGUACGCAGCAUUCGGUUCCAAGACCAAGACCGUCGUGCUCCUCAACAUGCCGCAGGACAACAAGUUUGUGAAUGGUGUUCAGUUCAUCUACUCGCUUGCCAUUUUACUCUCAACACCGUUGCAAAUCUAUCCUGCCAUUGAGAUUACAAGCCAGCAACUCUUCAGUCGCACAGGCAAGUACAACCCGUACGUCAAAUGGAAGAAGAACUUUUUCCGCUUCUUCAUGGUCUUGGUGUGUGCAUGUCUUGCUUGGGCGGGCGCGGGCGACCUGGACAAGUUUGUGAGUCUUGUUGGCAGUUUUGCGUGUAUCCCGCUGGUCUUUAUUUAUCCCCCUUUACUGCACUACCGAGCUUGCGCGCGGACAACGUAUGCGCGCGCACUAGAUGUUGCUUUAUGCAUUGUUGGCGCAGUGGGCAUGAUUUACACCACAUCUCUCACUAUUCAGAGUUGGGUUCACGGUGGUGCCCCCAAGGCUCCCGGCUAUUGCGAUGGUAGAUAG